Molecule: messenger RNA, 534 nt
Organism: Parus major (Great Tit)
Lineage: Eukaryota; Metazoa; Chordata; Aves; Passeriformes; Paridae
Gene: UBTD2
Product: ubiquitin domain containing 2
Exons: 5
Coding region: 1-534 (177 amino acids)
Molecular function (GO): protein binding
Source: RefSeq, a predicted model, not a curated record
AUGAGAUUGCUGUCGAAGCUGCAUAUCACUUUGUCCAACCUGGUGAAGUUCAUGGCUCUGGGUCGGAACCAACCCCUGAAGAAAGAGAAACCCAAAUGGAAGAGCGAUUACCCCAUGACGGACGGGCAGCUGCGCAGUGCUCUUACGGAGUGUUACGAUGAACUGGGCAACCGCUACCAGCUCCCCGUCUACUGCCUUGCCCCUCCCAUCAACAUGAUCGAGGAGAAGGGUGACCUGGAGACUCUGGAUAUUCCUGACCCCCCUCCCAACUCCGGGCACGAGUGCCAGCUCCGCCUGCGCCUGUCCACGGGCAAAGACCUGAAGCUGCUGGUGCGCAGCAUGGACACCGUGUACCACAUGAAGCGGCGGCUGCACGCCGUGGAGGGAGUGGAGCCGGGCAGCCAGCGCUGGUUCUUCUCUGGGAGGCCCCUGGCAGAUAAAAUGAAACUGGAGGAGCUGAAAAUCCCAAAGGACUACGUGGUGCAAGUCAUCGUGAGCCAGCCCUUAGCAAAUCCCACCCCGGUGGAAAACUGA